CUGGUGGCGAUAUACAGGUACCUACCUAGGUACUAUGUAUCUGUCAAGAUUCUCAGCGACUACUUACUUGUACUGGUAUGCAUGGUUACCACAACUGGCCGCCAGCAAAAAAAGGACCUACGCCCACAUCGACGUCAUUGUGCCUCCGUCACAGUUACCCCCGAAAAAGCCACCCGCGCCGCGAUCCAUCCACUGCCAAUUGCUUCGCGGCGAAACCCUUCCACCUCACACGGCACGCACUGACUCGGAUUGCACUGCCAGUGUGUGUGUCUACUCUUUGGUUCAAGUUCUGCACAAACUGCACUCUACCAAACCGCCUGCGACCUAGACCUACGAAAUACUAGCAUACCGGCCACAGUUCUCUACCGCUGUUCCUGAGCAUUUGGUUUGUUCACUUACUGCUGAUUGUGUUGUGUUACCCGCCUGCACUCAACGACGUCAAGCUGGCCGCCAUUUGCUGUCUCUAAAUCUCAACGUGCCGUCCCGAAGACACCUACCUCGUCCUCGCACCGACAUUGCCUACGACAUCUGGCUUGCACUUAACCUCCUCCUCAGACGAUGUCGCCCCAGCCGUCGCCAUGAAUUAAGACAGUGCUUCGUCGCGGUCUCGCUCUGGCGGCUUGCUGCGCCAUUGUUCAUUUCCCUACGACCAAGAGACUUCCGCGACCUCUAUCCAUGACUACCAGCCGGUUCUCUCGAGGUUGCAGACACCGAAGCUGGAUGUGUCUGCACCCAUAAUGAAGCCCACUAAACCUACCAAUGCCGGGUUGCCACAGCAUGGCCACUCUUCACGGCCCGGCCAGGAGCGUCGCUCAUCCCAGGGCAAUAAAGAUACUAUGGCAGAAAAUCGAAGUGGCAAUGCUGCCGGCCCCUCCGCAACCCAGUCGCUUGUCCACAGUCAAGUCACAAAUGUAUUGGUACGCGAGAAUUCCGGGGGCAUGGAGGCUAUGCGACGAAGAAUGGGUGCUGCUCUGGCGCAAAAACAACAGAGACGUGCCGCUGCAGCAUCGAGCUCUUCUUCACCCGAACUUGCGAAAGCAGAUGAAACACCUGAACUACCAGCACCGCUUGUUCAUACAGAAUCUAGCUCAGAUGAAUCGGUCAACACGGUGCAUACCGGGACCAUGUCUACCGAUUCAACAAAGACGAUCAAGGCGGCCUUUGACACCACCCCAGGCGCCAUUAGGACGCCUUCUUAUCCGUUUCCCAGGAUGUCAAUGAGGUUGAAUCGUGGUGUCAGUCAACGCUCCGGACCGUCGCAUAAACCUUUCACACUUUUGUCGCCAACAAAUGAACCAGCUGGAGGGAAGGAGUCGUCAACAAUAGCGCAGCCUCGCCCUGAGCCGCAGCGGGAAGCCUCCUCUUCUGAUCUUAGUACGCCGUUGGGACAGACGCCUAUGAGUCCAGCAUUUGCCGACGACCCCAACUUCCCCACUCCCGACCUAUACGACAUCAUCCUCAUGUUGAAUUCUGAACCCGGUUUGGAUAUGUGGUGGGCUAACGUGACGGAGAUUCUCUCAGAAGCGUACGGUGCGGAACGCGCUUCACUUGCCAUACCGGGGGACAUCACUGAUCUGGAGAAUGUGCCGUGGGGUCAGAAAGCUACUUAUAAUAUUUGUGGCGCUGAAGGCGUGCCUCCUUCUCGUGUGGAAUCGCUCACAGCCUCCGAGGCGGACGCUACCUCUGUGGGAAGACGGCCAGAGCCAUCAAGUCGGAUGCCCAGUGACGCCAGUUUACUGGCUGCCAGCGUGCGCCGACCGCCUCUCCUGUCCCGUCACUCGAUUGCUGGACCAGUGCCCGAAGCCUCCCUAAGCAGUUUUCGCCAGAGACCGGCUGGUCCUGUCCGUGCUCAUAGUAGCAUUCCUAAGGAACAGGAAGAGGAAAACUCGACGUCGAGUUCGUCCAUUCUGCCGCGGCUGACACGACAAGCCCCUACACCUCAGUCUGUAUCCGCCGCUGACACAGAUCCGUCGUUUAAAGGACAGUACUAUUCUUCCGGAUCGGGGUCUUCAACCUUACGAUGCCAUGUGCACCGUUCUAUUCAGCCACUCGAGGCGGAAACAGACCCUCUUUUGGUGCGCACUGGUGUUGUUGCUUUGUUCGGCAAGAGAAAGCCGAUCGUCUUGACACGAGCAUACACAGACACGGUUCCGAGCAGAUCACCUACCAUCAAGGGACGCGAUGACGAUAGAUUCGAACCGCCCACCCCUUCAACCGCAUAUUCGGAAGGAUCGCUGUCUUUCAGUCGUCCCACGCGUGCAUUCGACGAUUUAGAACAGCCUGAACCGUCUCCUUGGUCGCAAAGCCCUUCGCCUUCGCCUGCGGCACGGCCUGAUCCAGCCGAAUCGCCUUUCUUUGUCCAGGCCACUGCAUCAAUAGAUGAGGCUGCAUUCGAACAAAAUCCCCCGCCAUACGACUAUGCCACGAGUGCCAAUCAGUCAUUGACCGCGAUCGGAGCUGAUAUGUCAAAAACUUUGAUCCAUUUGCCUCUAAUUCAGCCAGUUUUGUCUAGAGGCGCGCUGGCUUCGAACUUGAGGUUCCCAACAGCCAUACUCUCAUUCCUGACACCCUUGACUCCGUAUCCACGCAGUCUGCGACGUUCGCUAGAGGCACUUGUCCCGCAUCUGGCGAGCUCUUAUUCUCUGGCGCAGCAAUAUAGUGCUCUCCAGGACCGAUCCCGUGGCAGUCCAAGUAAUCGUCAUGGAGCGGCGUUUGGAUUGGGAGGUACUUUUUCUGACGAAGGGUCUGAGCUCGAACUUGUUGCAGAACUAAGUGGACAGCUUGCGCAGGACAAGGAAAAAUCAAGAGCAUGGCGAUCUCAGGAAGGAGACAGUCCUGCUCUCCUUCGGGAGAGUCCGUACAGUUCUGUGGGACCUUCGCCGCUGAUGGAACACCUGGGGCUUAGCCCCGGACUGCCGGCAACGCCAGGCAAAUCUGGCACCGAGAUGCUAGAUAGCUAUUUCUCUCUCAAGCGGCACAGAACUAGUCAACAGCCUCUCACUCCUGGUCAACGUCCGAACAAGGACGAGCUAGCACAGUCUAAACGAUCGUCCGAGAAGGCAGCAUCGAGCGCCAGACAAAGCAGCAAGAAGGCCAGCGGAAACAUGCCGAAGGCACUACCCGAACCAUCGAGCCCGCUGACUACUCGAUCGGCCAGCAAUGCCUCUGAAAAUGAAUUGGGAGACUCUUCUUGGAGCUUUGCCUAUGACAGAUUUGAUUCUGCAGGUCGGAGGCAGCCACCGCGCCGGGAAAGUCAGCUCAGAGAUGACGACGAGCGGCCGUUGCCCGAAUUGAUAUCAUCGCUAAUGCUCAAUGCCGUGCCACUUCAGUUGUUCCUUGCGAAGCCUGGCACCGGCGACUUGGUCUGGACAAAUCGCAAGUUUGAUGCGUUUAGAAGUCAAGGGGAAGGCCGCGUUCGUGACCCUUGGAAGAACGUUCACCCGGAAGACAGGAAUGGCCUUGUGAAACUCUGGAAUGACGCGCUAAGGACAGGCAGCCAGUUCACUCAUUAUAUACGCGUCAAGCGUUUCAACAGUGACAGUGACUAUAGGUGGUUUGUCUUCCGGGCAAGCACCUUACUCAGCAACAAUGGCCGACUUUUGUAUUGGAUCGGGUCGUUUCUGGACGUACACGAGCAAUACAUGAAAAAUUUGGAGGCGAGUGAGAAGGAAGCAAUCUUGGCACAUGAUACCAAGAUACGCGCACUGGCAGAUGCUAUCCCACAAGUCCUCUUUGAGGCCAUUGAAGGAGACGGUAUCGUAGCUGUCAACCAGCAAUGGCACGCGUACUCCGGCCAGACUCUGGAGGAUGCCCGAGGGUUGGGUUUUGCCAAGCAUGUCCACCGGGAUGACCUUCACAAGUGCGGUAUUCUAUCGCCGAGCGAUGUGGCAGCAAUUGCGAGAUCGUCCACAUCAGGAAGUCAAACCGAUUCCUCUGGGGAUUCUAAUCGAACUGCCGCGCCGCCUUUGCCUGCCCAAAACAAUCUGUUCUCACCCGACCCAUCCUCGCUUGACCGCAUGAUUAAGCAGGGAGCAGUCCUGGUGGAAAAGGACGAGAAUGGGCGAUUGUCAUAUUUGACAGAGAUUCGAUUGCGGUCGAAAGGUGGCGAGUAUCGAUGGUUUCUGGUGCGGCUGGUACGGGUAGACACUGGACUGUGGCAGAGUCAAAGCGGUCGGGCUUCUUGGUAUGGAACGUGCACCGACAUUGAGACACGCAAAAACCUCGAGAGAGAACUCAACCAGGCCAAUCACAAGGUACACUCGGAGAUGGAGUCCAAAACGAAAUUCUUUGCCAACAUGUCUCAUGAGAUUCGGACGCCGCUGAAUGGUAUUUUGGGGAGCAUGCCUUGGCUGGUCGAGUCCACACUGGACCAUGAUCAAAGACGGACUGUCGACACUAUUCAGAACAGCGCCAACAAUCUCCGGGAACUGGUCGACAACAUUUUAGAUGUCACCAAAGUCGAGGCAGGGAAGAUGACAUUGCUUCCUAAAUGGUUCCAUGUGCGCACCUUGUGCGAGGAAGUCAUCGACACUGUCUCCUCGCGAGCGAUUGAGCGGGGCUUGGAACUCAAUUAUUCGCUUGAUGCCAAUGUUCCUUCCAUGGUCAAGGGUGACGCUUUCCGGGUUCGACAAGUUCUUCUCAAUCUGCUGGGCAAUUCGGUCAAAUUUACGGAGCAGGGGGAGGUGUACAUGAGAUGCUCGUUACGAGAGGAAGGGAAGUCAAGUGCGGAGCAAGAGCCGCCGACAACGGCUCUGCUCUCAUUCGAUGUUGUCGACACCGGACGUGGUUUCAAUGAGAACGAGUUCCAGCGGCUUUUCAAGCAGUUCGGCCAAAUCGGAGGCGGCAGCAACCACGAGGCCGGCUCAGGCCUGGGUCUCUUCCUGUCCAAACAACUGGUUGAGAUGCACGGAGGGGAGCUAUCCGUAAAGAGCCAAGCUGGCGAAGGCUCUACUUUCAGCUUCUACAUUAAAGUAGAACUGGCUCCACCUGGGUCGGACGUCCAAUCUCCCCCUGCCACAGUACGACCGGGACAGCAGAGAUUAACUCCAUCGGUAGGCGGGAGUCCACGAUCUCGAUCAGACAAUCGUACGCCCACCAUGGCUUCGACUAGGGGCUUCACACCUUCGAUGGAAGGCAUCAUUCAAACGCCAGGUCUUUCGAGAUAUACGAGCUCUCCUGACAAUCAACCGGUUUCGUUGCCGUCGCCAGCUGUGCCGUCACCACUCGUCUCUUCCCCACCAGUGGUAUCACCGCCUGAACAGCCAUCAGAGAGUUCUGCGAUGUCCACCCGGUCCAACUCGGGCAAUGUUGUGCUUACAUCAUCGAUAUCUUCUCAGUUGCCCACGCCCGAAUCGGCAGGCUCACGCGAUGCGGUUACUAGCCCAAGCGAACCACAAUCAAUCGUGGCGAAAAUGGCCUCAUCGCCCCCGGUGUAUCGACGAAGCAAAAGCGAUAAUGAUGGUGGUAGAGUUACACCCGAGACGGCGCACCCUCAGACAUACUCGAUCAUUAUCAUCUGUCCAGCCGAGCACGCGCGGACGGCGAUCAAACAACAUAUUGAGCACGUGGUGCCUUAUCAGAUCGCGGCCAAUGUGACAACGAUCCCGGACAUUGGCUCUUUUCUAGGCCUGAUGAAUGGUCCUUCCCCUCCAGCUUUCACGCACGUUGUUCUAGACAUUCCUGCGACGUCCGACAUCAUGCUCUUCAUGCGACGGAUGAUGAAUUGGACUGGGUCAGUGGUUCCGGCAUUGGUUAUUAUUACGGAUCACUAUCAAAAGCGCGACAUCUUGGAAGACUUUACGCUGCUGACUGCUAGUGGGCGUAAGGCGUUCCUGAUUCACAAGCCAGUCAAACCUUCGGUGUUUGCCAUGAUAUUCGACCCUGCACAACUGCGCAACUUGAGCAAAGACCGGGCACGGGAGGUGGCCCAAUCGAGUUCUGACGAUUUCCGGCACAUAGCGAAGCUGGUCAAGGACAAGGUUGGCGGCCGCGAGUACCGAGUGUUGCUAGUGGAAGAUAGCGAUGUAAAUCGCAUGGUCAUCCAACGUUACCUCAACAAGGUAGCAUUGGAGAAUGAUUCGGCCAAAAAUGGACAGGAGUGCGUCGACAUGGUGCAAGCCAGAGGGCCCGGAUAUUACUCUCUGAUCAUCUGUGACAUCCAAAUGCCGAUCAAGAAUGGAUAUGAUGCCUGCCGAGAAAUUCGAGAAUGGGAAAAAAGUCAUGGGUACCGACCAUCGCCGAUCAUGGCAUUGACAGCCAAUGCAAUGCCCGAGGAGAGAGCGGCGGCGGCGAAUGCUGGAUUCACGGACUAUCUUACAAAGCCGGUUGAUUUUAACGUGUUGGGGACGAUGAUGAUGACACUGCUUGAUCCUAGUGUGCCACACGUGUUCUUACGUGAUAGGCCUCUUGAGUCUUGAUGGCAGGGGCCAGCGUACACAAGACCAGAUGCGACCAGAAUGUUACGGCGUUGUGUCAGGGACUCUUAAAAGGGGCUAGGGGUUGCGGUCGGCGCUCUGCCUGUAUUUCUGCUGGUUGUGCGAAAUCGAACAAACAGAAUGCUUUUAGGAUGGGGUUGGUGGCGGUGGUGGCGGUGGUGGUGGUGGUGGUAAAAUGGAGUUCUCUCGUCUCAGACCAGUCAGUCAUGCAUCAAUGAAGGGAUCUUCUUAGGGCAACGGCGCAACUGGGGCCAGGUGAUGGGGUCUGGCAUGGCAUUCAGUUGGGAGUUGAAACGACCCUCAUGAACAGAUAGUGGAGUAUCGAGCAUCGAUGGCUAAGGUAGUGAAGGUUCAGGUAGUUUGUAAGGUGCGCGCUCAGUGCUCACAGGUGAGAUACAAUACUAGUAAUACCUCAGCGACGACAGUACGUAAUGUAUGAUUGAGCAACUACCUAAGGUUGUUUACCUGACCACUCACUGAUUGCAAUGACUGUGCGCGCUCAUGAAGUCAGGCUGUAUAGAAGGCUUAAGGAGCUUGGAACUUGAAUGGGAGAGGCAACAUUCCAG
This is a messenger RNA of Exophiala dermatitidis NIH/UT8656, 7000 nucleotides long. RefSeq names its product multi-sensor hybrid histidine kinase. Gene Ontology annotation, biological process: protein autophosphorylation; phosphorelay signal transduction system. The coding region runs from base 738 to 6416 and encodes 1892 amino acids. NCBI's taxonomy places the organism in Eukaryota, Fungi, Ascomycota, Eurotiomycetes, Chaetothyriales, Herpotrichiellaceae. The record is from RefSeq and is a predicted model, not a curated record. Gene Ontology annotation, molecular function: phosphorelay sensor kinase activity; histidine phosphotransfer kinase activity; protein binding. The transcript has 2 exons.